UGUGCUGGUUUUGAAUGAUAUCUAAAAGAUAGAAUCAAAGGGAGUCAAAAUUGUGUUUUUUGAAAGAACAAAGGCAUGUCCAGUCUUUUUGUAUUUGUAUUUCCCUUCCUUUAGCAAACAUUAAUGUGAAUGGGACUAAACUUGACAUAUCCCAGUUCAAUGUAUACAUGUAAUCAAAUUUGAUUGUUUACGAUAACCUAUUCGAGUUAAUUUUUUAUAUAUGAAACUCUAUCAGUCAUUAAAAAUGGAUUUGAUUAAAUAAAGUAAAUAUCUUAAAUUUAUAUACAAAAUGCUCUAUGUCAUUGGGUCUCAUAAUGCAUACUAAAAAGAUUUGUUUCAGAUAAUAGGCAUUGUUUAUUAAUCAUUGUUAUCAUUAUUGUCAAAUUGUUGGGAUCAUUUCCAUGCAACAAUAAAUCAUUUUAUUAUACAACACAAAUUACAUUUUUAUUAUUGAAUAUCACCAAGAUGUUUGUAUACCUAAGCAAAAAGAUAGCAAUACCAAACAAUUUUCGAUUAAAUUGCAUAGCAUGGAAUCAAAAGGAAGGUUAUAUAGCAGUCGGAGGAGAAGACGGUCUCUUGAAAGUACUCAGAGUAGAUUCCAGCGUAAGCGGAUCUAACAGUGGUGGAAAAUCUCGGAAUUUAACUGCUGCCAGUAAUUUGAGCAUGAAUCAAACCCUGGAAGGUCAUAAUAGUCAUGUACAAGUUGUUACCUGGAACGAGCAACAUCAGAAAUUGACCUCCAGUGAUCAGAACGGCGUGAUCAUAGUUUGGAUGCUGUACAAAGGAUCCUGGUAUGACGAAAUGAUAAACAAUUGUAAUAAAUCAAUAGUCAAAGGAAUGGCAUGGAGUUCCAACGGUCUAAAAAUUUGCAUAGUCUACGAAGAUGGAGCAGUUAUCGUGGGUUCUGUCGAUGGUAACAGAAUUUGGGGGAAAGAAUUGAAGAAUGUAUCUCUGGCUGCUGUACAAUGGUCCCCGGAUGGAAAGCUAUUAUUAUUUGGCUUAAAAAAUGGGGAGGUUCAUCUUUACGAUAACCAAGGUGUAUUUUUAACAAAGUUACAGAUGGUUUCUCUCAAUACCGGUCAGACCCAAACAAUAGUAACGUUACAAUGGUACGAUGGAAGAAAUGGCUACAUCGGUUUGGACUGUCCAACUUUAAUCAUCUGCUACAGAAACGGUAAAAUACAACUUAUGAGAGACACAAACGAUGAUAAUCCAAUCGUAAUAGAAACCGGUAUGACUGCAGCAUGGUGCUGCUGGAACAGUUGUGGGUCUCUGCUAGCAGUUACAGGAAUGAUGCCGAUGUUAAGUAAUGGAGAGACAAAGGACACGAAUGUCAUUCAAUUCUAUACUCCAUUUGGUAAACAUAUGAAAACUUUAAAAAUACCUGGUAGAGAGGUGACGUGUUGCGCAUGGGAAGGAGGCUCUCUCCGAGUAGCUUUGUCAGUGGAUUCGCACAUAUAUUUCGCGAACAUCCGUUUAGAUUACAAGUGGACUUAUUUCAGUAACACAGUUGUGUACACAAACGAAAAGAUUAGCAAAGAUGGCAUUUGUAUCAUGUUCUGGAACACAGUCAACAACACCUGUUGCACGAAAUACGUGAAAGCGUUGAUAUCAGUGUCCUCGUAUGGAGACCACUGUGUUCUGGCUGUGAAGAAUGAUCUCGUACAAGGCUCUGAGCAAUUCGCCCUUUUGGUCUGCAACUCAAUAGCCACUCCAAUAGACACUAAAUUUAUAGAUCUAGAGCCAUUGUGGGUUACCAUGACUAACAACACCAUCAUAACAGCGUCAAAAAAUAAUUUCUUAGUAUGGAAUCAUCGUACUCCUCGCAAUACCAUGCUGCAUGCAGGUCGAGUUAAAAGGGACAAGAUUUAUCACAUAGACGAAACUCCAACUGGUGUGACAGAAGUUAUUCAAGAUUUAGAUAAAGAUAGAUCAUUUGAAACACCUAUUAAUACAAAGGCUACUAUGGAUCCUAUUUGUUGUCUAUAUGCAACCGAGAAGGUUUUAUUGAUCGGCAGAGAAUCAGGAAUGAUCCAGAGAUACUCUUUACCGCAAAUAACUCUCACGAACAGGUAUAACACAUCCUGUAAAUUGUACAAAAUCGCAAUCAAUUGCGACUCGUCACGCGCAUCCUUGAUGGACACCAGUGGGGUAUUGACUAUGUUGGAUUUAGAUAUUGAUUUGAAAAAGAAUUUCAAAAACGGAGAAACGGAGGAGGAUAUAAAUAAAUUUGAGAGGAAGGAUGUUUGGGCUAUGUGCUGGGCGCAAGAUAAUCCGGCACUGUUGGCGAUCAUGGAGAAGACCAGGAUGUACGUGUUGAGAGAGUUUGAUCCUGAGGAACCGAUAUCGUGUUCCGGAUACAUUUGUUCCUUCCAAGACUUAGAGAUACGUUGCGUGUUGUUGGACGACCUCAUGCAGAAGCCGGACGAUACGAGGAACGAAUUGAUAGUCGAUUUAGAGGUAAAAUCUUUGAGGGACACCAGGGAGUUACUGACGAAGGUAGGAUUGAAGGAAGCCAACAACUUCAUUCAGGACAAUCCUCAUCCACGAUUGUGGCGCUUAUUGGCCGAGUCAGCGUUGCAGAAAUUGGAUCUGGAAACUGCAGAGAACGCGAUGGUACGUUGCACCGAUUACCUGGGUAUACAGUUCAUAAAACGUUUGCAGAACGUGCACAACGAUCAGUUGAAGAGAGCGGAGGUGGCGGGUUUCCUUGGGAACUACGAGGAGGCAGAGAAAUUGUACUUGGACAUGGACAGAAGGGACCUGGCGAUAUCGUUGCGGCAGAAAUUAGGCGAUUAUUUCCGGGUGAUUCAGUUAAUGAAGAUGGGGAUCGGUGGCUCCGACAAGCAGACGGAGCACGCUUACAACAAGAUCGGCGAGUACUAUGCUGAGAGACAGAAUUGGGAGGGUGCGAGGGAGUACUACGAAAAGAGUAGGAACUUGGAGAAGUUAAUUGAUUGUUAUUACAAGCUGGAAGACUUUGUUCAAUUGGCAGGAACCGUGCAACAGUUGUCGGACAAAAGUCCUUUAUUAAAAACAGUCGCGAGAAUGUUAGCGUCCGUAGGUAUGUGUUCUCAGGCUGUUGCGGCUUACAUAAAAUACGGAGACGUGAAGCUAGCCGUGGACACCUGCGUUCGCUUGAAUCACUGGGAUCAGGCGGUGGAACUGGCAAGAACUUACAAGAUGGCUCAAAUAGGAGAAUUAUUGAACAAGUACGCCAAUCAUCUCCUAUCGAACGGUAAAAUGUUACAGGCGAUAGAGUUGUAUAAGAAAGCGAAUUACAAUCUGGAGGCGGCGAAAUUGUUGUUUCAAUUGGCUGAGGAACAGGCGAAGAGUCGAACGAAUCCAUUGCGCGUGAAGAAGAUUUAUGUUCUUGCGGCUUUGCUGAUCGAAGAUCACAUCAACAUCACGCCUGCGACCAAGGGCGGCCGCAGCAACAUUGUGAUGGGUUUAACGGAGAACAAUGAAGACUCUCGCGUGAUAGAGAACGCCUGGAGGGGCGCAGAGGCGUAUCACUUUCUUUUAUUGGCGCACAGGCAGGUAUACUCGGGACACUACGACGCGGCUAUGAAAACCGCCUUGCGUCUCAGAGAGUACGAGGAUAUUCUGCAGCCGGAGGAUAUUUACUGCUUGCUUGCACUGUCGAGCGCUGUUAAUCACGCUUUUGCUGUCUGUUCCAAGGCGUUCAUCAAGCUCGAGUCGCUGGAGAUUAUCUCGGAAUCGGCUAGAGAAGAGUACGAGGAUCUAGCGGUGGAUAUCUUCACCAAGCACAGUCCGAAAGACGUUCGCAAUUCGAAAGCUGAAUGCGCUAAUUGCGAGACAAUGGUACCCGACUGGUGCGUCGCUUGUCCAAAUUGUAUGACCAGGUUUCCUCCUUGUAUCAUUUCAGGAAAACCAUUGAUGGAUCUCAGUAACGCGUGGAUUUGUACCGUUUGCAGGCAUCAUGUUGCUACGGAACGUGACGUGGUUAAUAUUAAUGCUUGCCCCUUGUGUCACAGCACGGUUACGUACAUGUAAUUUAGACGGGUCAGUACGUGUGGACCAAGCAUGGUAAAAUAAAUAUUUGUUACUCGUAGUUUAAUCAACGUGUUCACGGCGAACAUUGAUUACGUAGGAAGCACGUUGUGCCUUGAUAUGGGUGUAUGCUACUUAAAAUAAUUAGAAUAUUUGCUUAUACAGAUUUUGAAAAUUAUUUGAGUAAAUGGUUCUAAUUAUUUUGAGUAAUGCAUUCCGUUAGUUUUUAUUAUGCUAAAGCAUUUACACGUCACAGUAUAUCAAUUUAAUAUACUUAAUUUGGUUGAAAAAGUUUAUUUUUGAUCUCAUUUGUAGGUUUAUAGUUACUUCAUAUUGAACGAAAUAUUUUUUUUCGUGAGUAUAAUACUU
This is a messenger RNA of Osmia bicornis bicornis, 4383 nucleotides long. It is a transcript of the gene Oseg4, whose product is annotated as WD repeat-containing protein 35. Gene Ontology annotation, cellular component: intraciliary transport particle A; non-motile cilium. The record is from RefSeq and is a predicted model, not a curated record. The transcript is spliced from 2 exons. Gene Ontology annotation, biological process: intraciliary retrograde transport; protein localization to cilium; non-motile cilium assembly. Gene Ontology annotation, molecular function: protein binding. The coding region runs from base 466 to 4017 and encodes 1183 amino acids. NCBI's taxonomy places the organism in Eukaryota, Metazoa, Arthropoda, Insecta, Hymenoptera, Megachilidae.